AUGUCCGAAAGAAUGUGUUCCGCCAAACACCCGCUCUCUCGAACUCGCAAGACUCAGACCUUUCUCUCGGUGAUUUCGUGGCCAUGCGCUCUCGCUGCUGUCCCUAUCACUGGUGGUAGCCCUCAAACAUGGAUUCAACUCCUAGCGAUCUCGAUUUCCACUGUCACGCCUGCAUUCAUGCUCCUCAAAUAUCGCAAAUCCAAGAAUCAAUGUUAUUCAUCCUUCGAAAUCGCUACUGAUUUAUUGAUGGCCUUGCUGAUGGUCGGAGUAUACAUUUCCGGAACCGUCAUUCUUUCUUCUCAAGAGAUCAGCGCAUGGUUUACUCCCCAGAACUACAAGCUUUCCCGUGGUAUUCCACAGAUCUACUCCAACCUCUCAUGUGUCCUCCUCGCUCUGUUAUAUUUCCGCUCCUUUGCUAAAGGGGUCUACCAUAAACUCAUCGAGCCACGUAUGCUCAAGGCCCGUCGCGUUAACUACACCAUAUGCCCAGCCUGUGACCGGUCUAUAGAUGCUACUAUGACCCAGAGUCAGGAUACAAAUGUGACUGCGGGGCAGGGAAGACCCACUGUCUCGAAUGUUACUCCUCUGGAUUUGUACACUGAUGAGCCCCAGCUGUUGCUACCUGAGAGUUCCUUGAGUGUGUUGGGCAUGCAGACUACUGGUGUCAUAACCACCAACUGA
This is a messenger RNA of Penicillium concentricum, 681 nucleotides long. RefSeq lists its product as uncharacterized. NCBI's taxonomy places the organism in Eukaryota, Fungi, Ascomycota, Eurotiomycetes, Eurotiales, Aspergillaceae. The transcript is spliced from 3 exons. The record is from RefSeq and is a predicted model, not a curated record. Bases 1 to 681 code for a protein of 226 amino acids.